AUGGACCACUGGUCGCUGGGAUGGGAUCCUGAGAUGGGGAUGAUGGAGCCGUUUCCUGUGCUGUCGUCGGAAAGCUCUUGUGUUGCCAUGCCUGAUCGCAUGAGCGUACAUAAGCUUCGGGCUGCAUUACAGAUAGACAUGAGAUGGCUUUUCGAGGAAACAAAUGAUCUUGGGAAGACUAUGGAGAUGAUAUCUAUAGAAGAGGCUGACUGGAUGAAUCUCAAGCACAAUUUCGUUCGCUAUGCUAUGUCACAAAGUGAACAAGAUUGUGCUAAUCCCGCGUGCGAAAAGCUUGGCUCGGCGUACUACAUGCAAAAUGUGUCCUCCACAACUGCAUUUCUCGUUCUUACUUCGCCAAAGAAAGACAUAUAUACCAUCGAAGAAAGACGGUUUACGAUUGAAGACGAUAACUCCAAUGUGUUUCUUCCCGAAAUCAACUGGACUCAUAUCAGGAGAUUUCUUGCUCUUUUAAAGGAGAAGAAAUUCCGCGAUAUGGGAACAAGAUAUCCGAUCGACGCAAGGCAAUCCUCGCAUUCAAAAAGGUUUCUCACCACGUUAUCGAAGAGGCGAAACUGGUUGUGUCUACUAACAACAACGACGUCGCCUCUGACGUGA
Messenger RNA from Rasamsonia emersonii CBS 393.64, 615 nucleotides. RefSeq lists its product as uncharacterized. The record is from RefSeq and is a predicted model, not a curated record. The transcript is spliced from 4 exons. Lineage: Eukaryota; Fungi; Ascomycota; Eurotiomycetes; Eurotiales; Trichocomaceae. Bases 1 to 615 code for a protein of 204 amino acids.